Messenger RNA from Didymella exigua CBS 183.55, 171 nucleotides. RefSeq lists its product as uncharacterized. Bases 1 to 171 code for a protein of 56 amino acids. NCBI's taxonomy places the organism in Eukaryota, Fungi, Ascomycota, Dothideomycetes, Pleosporales, Didymellaceae. The transcript is spliced from 2 exons. The record is from RefSeq and is a predicted model, not a curated record.
AUGCCACCACAACGCAACGCGCAAUCAACCUACAACGAAGAGGAGGAGGCAAUAGUUGCACGUAUACUUGAGUUAGACGCGCGAGGGAUAGGCGCUACAAGGGCUAUGGUACAAGAAAUGGCUAAUGAUCUCCUUGCUGCACGCGGUGAAGGACCUGUUGGCAAGAACUAG